Messenger RNA from Paramecium sonneborni, 5955 nucleotides. NCBI's taxonomy places the organism in Eukaryota, Ciliophora, Oligohymenophorea, Peniculida, Parameciidae. The record is from the annotation of a GenBank genome assembly.
AUGGUUGUUACUGAUGGUGAAGAUUGUGAUGAUGGUAAUACAACAAGAUUUGAUGGAUGUUAUAAUUGUAAAUAUGAAUGCCAAAAAGAAUGCUCAAUUUGUGUUUAUGGAAGAUGUUCAGUCUGUUCUACAGGUUAUGUUUUGAAUUCUUCAAUGAAAUGGUGCUUUCCUAAAUGUGGAGACAAUAUUAUCACUGGUUCAGAACAAUGUGAAAAUACUACUAACUAUCCUAUUAGAUAUUGUUAUAAUUGUUAAUAAUAAUGUCAAACCUAAUGCUUAGAUUGCUAAUAAGGAUUGUGUUAUAGUUGUGAUAAUACCUUAGGAUAUUACAUUAAUUUAACACUCUAUAAAUGUGAAACUUAAUGUGGAGAUGGAAUCAAAACUGGAGUUGAACUUUGUGAUGAUGGCAAUAUUAUACCUUUUGAUGGCUGUCAUAAUUGCUAAUUUUAAUGUGAUUCUUUUUGUGAGGUUUGUGCUUUGUCCAUCUGUAGCAAAUGCUAAACAGGAUAUCAAUUAUACCCUAGUAAAAAUUAAUGUUUACCCAUUUGUGGUGAUAAACACACUGCAUACCAAGAAGAAUGUGAUGAUGGUAAUUUAAUUACUUAUGAUGGCUGUCAUUAAUGCUAGUUUUCUUGUUAGGAUUAAUGCACUAAUUGUAUACAUGGUUAAUGUUUUUAAUGCAAUACAUCAGGUUUUAUAUUAGACCAAAAUCUAUUAAAAUGUGUUCCUGUUUGUGGUGAUGGAACUGUAACUGAAUUCCUAGAACAAUGUGAUGAUUUUAAUACUUCAUUUGAAGAUGGCUGUUACCAAUGCUAAUAUGAAUGUCAAAUAGAAUGCACAGUUUGUGCAAUUGGUAUUUGUUAUUCAUGUCAAACUAAUUAUUAUUUAGACUCUAAUAAUAUAUGUGUUCCUCUCUGUGGAAAUGGAAUCAUAUCUAAAAAUGAAUAAUGUGAUGAUAAAAAUACAUUUGUCGAUGAUGGAUGUUAUUAGUGUAGUUUUAAAUGCGAUGAAAAUUGUGAUCAAUGUAUAUAUGGGAUUUGCAAAACAUGCUAAAAAGGUUACACUAUUAAUUAUAAUUAUAAAAAAUGUACUCCAAUUUGUGGGGAUGGAUACAUUACAAAAGAUGAAUAAUGCGAAGAUGUAAUUUUUUAAGAAGAAAAUAAUUAGACAAAAUGUGUAAGCUGUUAGUUAUAAUGUUAAUAAGAAUGUGAACUAUGUGUAUUAGGAUAGUGUUAGAGAUGCAAUGAAUCAAAAGGAUAUUAUUUAGAUUAAGAAACAAGCACAUGCGUAAGUAUUUGUGGAGAUGCCAUAAUUAGCUAAUAUGAAUAAUGCGAUGAUAAAAACUCACAAGUAUUUGAUGGUUGCGAAUAAUGUUUAUAUAUAUGUGAUAAAGAAUGUUUUAAUUGCUAAUAUGGUGUUUGUAUUAGUUGUAAUUAUGGUUAUUAAUUGAUGAAUUAAAAAUGCAUUUCAAUUUGUGGAGAUGGAUUUGUAACUAAAGAUGAAGAGUGUGAUAUUGGAUUGGAUUAAUUGAAUAAUAAUGAAUGCAUUAGUUGCAUAUUACAAUGUAAUGAGGGCUGUAAUAGUUGUGUCAAAGGAAAAUGUUUAGAAUGUUUAGUUGAUGAAGGAUAGUAUUUAAAUAAUAUUGAAUAAUUAUGUUAUUCAGAAUGUGGGGAUUUAAUUGUUAGUUAAGCAGAAAUGUGUGAUGAGGAUUCUAAUUUUUGUAAUUAAUGCAUAUUAGUUUGUGAUGAAAAUUGUUUGAGUUGUUCUUUAGGAAUAUGUUCAUAAUGCUAGAAAGGAUAUUAUCUUGAAAAAAAUGAAUGUGUAAAUAAGUGUGGAGAUUUAAUUAAGAGUAAAAAUGAACAAUGUGAUAAUGAUGAUCUUAUUCCAUUUGAUGGUUGUUUUUAGUGUUAGUAUUCUUGUUAAGCUUAAUGUAAAACAUGCAUUAAUGGAGGAUGCAUAGAAUGUGAUAGAACGAAUGGUUGGUAUUUAGAGAAUGAAUAAUGUUAAACAAUAUGUGGAGAUGGUAUUAAAGCUGGAAAUGAAGAAUGUGAUAUUGAUAUAGAAUUAGAUUAUGGGAAUAUUUCUUUAAAUAAAUGUUUUAAUUGUAAAAUUACAUGUGUAGAAUAUUGUAAAGUUUGUGAUGAAGGAAAGUGUAUAUAGUGCUUAGAUGGAUAUGAAUUAGAUGAAGAAGAUUAAUGUUUGCAAAUUUGUGGUGGUUAAUAAAGUUAUGUAAAAUAAUGUGAAGAUGAUAAUUUAGAUCCUUUUGAUGGUUGCUUUACUUGCAUAUUGGAUUGUGAAGAGUUGUGUUAAAAUUGUAUUGAGGGUGUUUGUUUCAAAUGUAAGAUUGGUUUUUAAUUAAAUAAAAAUGGAAAAUGUGAAUCAAUAUGUGGAGAUGGUUAUGUUAGUGAAUUAGAGUACUGUGAUGACAGUAAUAAUAUUGAAUAUGAUGGAUGUUAUAAAUGUUAGUAUUCAUGUGCAUAAAAUUGUAAAACUUGUUUAAAGGGAAUUUGCAAGGUUUGUUAAGAAGGAUUUCAUUUAGAAUACUUUAAUUGUAUUACUGAUUGUAAAGACUUGGUUCUUAAGUAAAGUAAUUAAAAAUGUAUGAGUAUAGAAUGUUAACAUCAAUGUGAAAUUUGUAUUUAUGGAUAGUGCUUUAAGUGUUAAAAAGGUUGGUAUUGGAAUGAAUAUAAAUUAAUUUGUGAAAGUAAAUGUGGAGAUGAUGCAAUAAUAGGUGAAGAAUAAUGUGAUUUUACAUCUACAUUAGAUUAAAUAAAUCCAAAAUGCAAUAAUUCUUGUAAUUUUGAAUGUCCUAAUGAAUGUUAAUAAUGUUAAUUUGGAGUUUGUUAAAAUUGUAGAGUAGGUUAUGUUUUGAAAGAUAACAUAUGUAUUAGUAAAUGUGGAGAUUAAUUAAUAAAUAAAGAUGAAGAAUGUGAAGAUAACAAUUUGUAAGCUUUUGAUGGAUGUUUUUAAUGUAAUUUAGAUUGCUAGAAUUAAUGUGAAAUUUGUAUAAAGGGAUUGUGUGAAAAAUGUUUGGUUGGUUAUGAAUUAAUAGAAAAUAAAUGUGAAGCAAUUUGUGGAGAUGGGAUAGUAGUUUAAGAUGAAUAUUGUGAUGAUAAAUAUGAUGAAUAAUUAGGAUGUUAACAAUGCAAAUUUUAAUGUGAUACAGAAUGUCUUUUUUGUAAAUAUGGGAAAUGUAUAUUUUGUAAGUAAGGUUUUGAAUUGAAAGGAUAGAUAUGUGAACCAAUUUGUGGUGAUGGAUUAAUAUCUGGAAUUGAAGAAUGUGAUGAUGAAAAUCAGAUAGCAGAGGAUGGAUGUUUUGAAUGUAAAUAUUCUUGUUAACAUCAAUGUUUAACUUGUCAGAAUGGAUUCUGUUUAGAAUGUGAUGUAGAUGACGGUUGGUAAUUAAUACCAUAAGGAUAAUGUAUAUCAUUGUGUGGAGAUCUAAAAGUAACAGGUAACGAAUAAUGUGAUGAUGGUAAUGAAAUAAAUUUUGAUGGAUGUUUUGAUUGUAAAUAUAUUUGUUAAUUGGCAUGUACAAAAUGCUUAUCAGGAACUUGUUAUGAAUGUAAUACUCCUGGUUGGAUUUUAGAUAAUUUUUUUUGUUGGGAAGUUUGUGGAGAUUCAUUAACAGUUGGAAUAGAAGAGUGUGAUGAUGGUAAUGAUAUACCUUAUGAUGGAUGUUUUGAAUGCAAAUCUUAAUGUGAAGAUGCUUGUAUUUUGUGUGAAUCUGGAAAAUGUUUAGAUUGUACUUUUGGUUGGAAAUUAAAUACUUAGAAUAGAUGCGAAACAUUUUGUGGAGAUGGUUAUGUUAUCCCUUAGUAUGAAGAUUGUGAUGAUGGUAAUUUAUUACCAUAUGAUGGAUGUUAUGAAUGUAAUUAUUAAUGUGUUGAAUUUUGUACAAAUUGCUAAAAAGGUAUAUGUUUAGAAUGUGAUGUUCUACUUGGAUGGUAAAUUUCAGAUUUUAAAUGUAUUCCUAUCUGUGGAGAUGGUAUGGUACUUGGAUAUGAAUAAUGUGAUGAUGCUAAUACUAUAGAAUAUGAUGGUUGUAAUAAUUAAUGUGAAUUUUAAUGUCACACAGCUUGCUUAUUAUGUGAAAAAGGUAUCUGUCUUGAAUGUGAUCCUUUUUUAGGAUUCUCUAAGUAUCUUAAUUAAUGCUCAUCUAAAUGUGGAGAUGGACUAUGGGAACCUUUAUCUGAAUAAUGUGAUGAUUCUAAUAAUUUUAAUUUUGAUGGAUGUUCAAAAGAUUGCAAAAUUGAAAUCGAUUGGUUUUGUGAAAAUCAACAGUUACUUGUUAGUAAUUGUUUCUAUUAAAAGUAACCAACUAUUCUUCUUGAUCUUAUUAAUCAAUAAGAUAAUAUUUCUACUAUUUAGAUUUCAUUCUCUACUAAAAUGAUGCUUACUUCUGUCCAUGAAAAUUCUAAAUUAAUUUUAGAAAAUUAAAUCAUAAAUGAUGAUGAUAUUGCUAUUGAUCUUAUUGUCUUAAAAAUAUAGGAUCUUAGUGAAAACUACUUUUCUUAUACUAUUCAUCCAAUAGAACCUAUAAAAUAGGAACCUACGCUUGCUAUUUAUCAUGCUAAAAUAGAAUUGAAAAGCAAUAUUCCCAUAGACAAAAUCAAUAUCAUAUUUAUCAUUAAUAAUAAAUUAAUAAUUUCUGAAAAAAAAACCAAAUUAAUUAAAAAUAUAGAAGAAAUUUAAAUACCUUCCCAAGUUUAUAUUAGUCAAUCUUCAGAAAAACUUAUUUAAACAUUCUCAACAUUCCAAGUACUUUAAUCAUACUCAUUUGCUGCUGUAUCAAUGAUUAGUAUAUUCUCAACUGGCUACUCAAAUUUUUAUAUGGCUUGUGAUACUUUAUAGUAUCUCUAUUAUUCCAGAUACAUUAAUUUACCUUUCCCUGAUAACCUAUAACUAUAUCUCAAUAGUCUAAAAGAAUCAUAGGUAUCAAAUAUUGCAGCAAAAAAACUAGGCUUUUCUGGGGUGAAAUUAGAUACAUUAAAUAGUACUAAUUAAGAUAAUACUGUGAUGUCUUAACCUUUUGUUAAAGAUUCCCUUUCUUCUUCAUUUUUUGAUAAUGCUUCUUUCAGUUUAACAAUAUUUUCAUUUAGUUUUGGUAUCUAUUAUUCAUCACUCAUUAUAUCAAAAAUCCUACAUCAAAUUACUCCAUCUACACUGAAUAAUUUAGGCUCAUUAUUAGGAGGAUCAAUACUUAUUGUUAGAUAAAAAUGCACUAAACUUACUAAUAAUUUUACUUACUCAGGACUUAUCAGAAUAACAACAGUUAAUUUUUAUGAACUUGCAUUCUCUUCAUUACUUCAAUUAACUAAUGUCAAUUUUAGUGAAACAACAAGCUUAAUCAAUAAUAUUGGAGCUAUUGCUACAUUGACCUUCCAAAUUGCAUUCAUUAGUGUAUUGUUCCAUAAAAUUAGACAAAUUCAAACCAAAAAAACUACUGAUUCUAAAUUUUCAAUCAAAACACUUUUUUAAUAAUAGGAUAAUUCAGGUAAUCAAAAACUUUGGGUAAUGUAAUACAAUACACUUUUGUUAGUUAAAAAAGUUUUUUAUAUUUCAGUAAUUGUGGGUAUGUAAGAAACAGGCCUCUAUCAAACUAUUGCUGUUGCUUUACAAUCAUCAGUAUUUUGUGCCUACUUAAUUGUAUCAUAACCAUUUGCUAAAGUUGAUGAUUUAAGAAAAGUUCUAGUCACUGAAGCAGGAAUGUUUUUUAAUAGCUUAUCCUUUAUUCUAUAUUCAGUUCAGUAAUAAUUUUCAUUUACCUAAGAAACCUUAUUUUAUUUAGGAUGGAUUAAUAUUGGAACUUAUACUAUUAUCAUAAGUUCUAAUACUUUAAUUGAUACCUUUAAUUAAUUCAAAAUAAUUUAUACAAAAAUUAAAAAGAAGUUGAAUUCAUUUAUAUAAUCUCAACUUCCCUCAUAAUCUAGGAUUUAGCCAAUAUUCGUUUGA